Molecule: messenger RNA, 564 nt
Organism: Sodiomyces alkalinus F11
Lineage: Eukaryota; Fungi; Ascomycota; Sordariomycetes; Glomerellales; Plectosphaerellaceae
Exons: 2
Coding region: 1-564 (187 amino acids)
Biological process (GO): nuclear-transcribed mRNA catabolic process, RNase MRP-dependent; intronic box C/D snoRNA processing; rRNA processing
Cellular component (GO): nucleolar ribonuclease P complex; ribonuclease MRP complex
Molecular function (GO): RNA binding
Source: RefSeq, a predicted model, not a curated record
AUGGCGCCCACCAACCGUCCAGUCGAGCAAUCACCCGCUCAGGCCUCCUUGGGAAGCUCCAAGAACCAGUCGGCUCCUCAAAUCAACAAGUUGCCUAAACUACCUGAAGGCUUCAAGAUUCAGAAACGCGCGUUGCCCAGACGCCAACAACCCGCCUCUUCCAAGUCCCACCUCGUCUACGUCUCAACGUCAACUCCCUUCAUGGCCAUCGUCAACCGCGUCCGCAAGCGGCUCGACAAGUCCCUGCAGGGUCGCGCCCCAUCGACCCGCGGCAUGAAUCUGGCGCAGCGCGUCGAGAUGCUCCACCGCGACGGCGGCACGCGCGGCGGCAAUGCCGAUGGCUCGGCCAAGUGCGAGGUCAUCGUCUUGGGGACGGGCAAGGCGGUCGAGAAGACCCUCCAGGUCGCCAGCUGGUUUAUGGCCCAGGGCGACUGUCUUGUCCAAGUCCGCACCAAGACGGUCGGGACGGUGGAUGAUGUCGUCGUUGAGGGUGACGAGUUUGGUGGAGACGACGCCCGCGUGAGGAAGAUGAGCUGUCUUGAAGUUGUUGUGACUCUUAAGUGA